AUGGAUAUGAUAGGCACCGAUGUGGCCACUCAGUCCGCAAUAAACAUUGUCGAACAGCAUGUCUUCUUCCGACCCAAAGAUGGCCAGGGCUGGCAGUCCAAGCCCGAACUUCCCACUGCACAGGAGAUCCUGAAGGCGCAGUCCGAGGUUGAAGAGCUCCAACAUAACCCGGUAGAUGUCCCCCUGGUCGUCCAAAGAUCACUACCUGGCAGCGCAGUAUAUGUCAAGCAAUACAUCAUGACAACCAUCGGCCGGCUAGUCAGAGUGUCGUUCUCCACGGAACGGUCGCAGUUCCGGAUACAGUGGCAGCAGUCAAAGCGGUUUCAGCCAGGCAAAAUUGUGGCUCUCUCCCCAAAGAGCGACAACUUCAGAACCAUCUGCAAAAUCGCAACCGUUGCGCAGCGCCCCUACCAUGACGGCCUCGACCAAGACCCACCGCUUGUCGAUCUCCAGUGGGCGAAGCCCGAGGACGCGGUGCUAGACCCGACUCUGGAAAUGGUUAUGGUCGAGUCUCUGCACGGAUAUUUUGAGUCGGCCCGCCAUGCAUUGAUCGGAUUGCAACAUGCCGCCCGGACUGACUCGCCGAUUGACAAGUAUCUCACCGGCGCCUGUGAUGAAGACAACUACCCUGUAUUCCUCAAGGAGGAACCAAUCAUGGACAUCUCUAUACUCGCCAGCCGCGCCACCUCUGAUGACGCCGACAUUGCCGACGAGCUGAGCGCAUACGACAUCGUCCAUAGCGGGCCGCCAAACUUGAAGGAUCUUACCUUCCUUGACGAAUCCCAGCUUCUUGGUCUACAUCGCAUCAUCUCAAAGGAGCUCGUGAUUGUUCAAGGUCCGCCGGGAACCGGGAAAACGUACACGUCGGUGGAGGCACUCAAAAUCUUGGUGGCGAACAGAAGACGGCGCCGGGGACCGCCUAUCCUCGUCGCGGCCCAGACGAACCAUGCAUUAGAUCAACUCCUCACACAUUGCAUCAACGCCAGUGCCACCGUCCUCCGCAUGGGAGGGAGAACCCAGAGCGAAGUGAUCAAGCCUUAUACUUUGUUUGAGCUGCGCCACCGGUGUCAAAUCGCCGCUGAGCGGAAGCGCCGCUUGGCUGAUCAGGAGCGACAGGCAAACACGAAAAGGAUCCAGGAACUCGUCAACAGUCUUUCCAGCAACGGGUUGUUGAACCCCAAGGCGCUACUCGAGUUUGGCAUCAUCAGCCCUGCUCAGUAUGAGUUCCUUGGCGAUGAACAAAUGGAAACCCAUGAAGUUGUCACGCAUCAUGGUCCCUUCACACUCUGGCUCGGAAACAGUCUCAUUCGUGCCGAAAUCCGCCAGGAGCUCCAUCCGACACAGCUGGAACUCAAUGAGGCAGAGGUUCGCAAGAAUCUCCCAGAGUUCGAGUGCGAAGAUGAUGACCUGGAGGAUAUCGCCGACGACGAAGAAGACUAA
Messenger RNA from Parathielavia appendiculata, 1440 nucleotides. RefSeq lists its product as uncharacterized. NCBI's taxonomy places the organism in Eukaryota, Fungi, Ascomycota, Sordariomycetes, Sordariales, Chaetomiaceae. Bases 1 to 1440 code for a protein of 479 amino acids. Gene Ontology annotation, molecular function: helicase activity. The record is from RefSeq and is a predicted model, not a curated record. The transcript is spliced from 4 exons. Gene Ontology annotation, cellular component: nuclear RNA-directed RNA polymerase complex. Gene Ontology annotation, biological process: regulatory ncRNA-mediated heterochromatin formation.